UUCCCGCCAUUUGCUGAGGAUUCUCCACCCUUCUCCUCUGAUGCUGAAUUUUGUGGGCAUAUUUAGGAAGACGCUCAAAACCCAGGCCGGCUGCCUGAGCUCGAGGGGAGGAAGGAGACAGGCCUAGACCCUCAGAAAGCGUAUAUGAUGCUAGAUUUGUGCUCUCUAUACUUCUGAACCAAUGAUGGGAAAAUGGGAAGCAAAACUGAAGCAAAUUGAAGAACUAGCAUCUCAAUAUGAGAGGAAACCACUGUCCUCAGUCUAUAGACCUAGACUGUCCAAGCCAGAAGAACCACCUUCCAUUUGGAAACUAUUUCAUCGACAAAAUCAAGCUUUUGAUUUUGUUAAAAGCUGUAAAGAGGAUGUUCAUGUAUUUGCUUUGGAAUGCAAAGUAGGAGAUGGACAGCGUAUUUACCUUGUAACAACUUAUGCUCAACUUUGGUUUUACUACAAAUUGCGGAAAAAUCUUUUGCACUGUUAUGAAGUUAUUCCUGAAAAUGCUGUGUGCAAGCUCUAUUUUGAUUUGGAGUUUAACAAAUCAGCCAAUCCAGGCACUGAUGGGAAAAAGAUGGUCGCAUUACUCAUAGAACAUGUUUGUAAAGCACUUCAGGAGUUGUAUAGUGUUCACUGUUCAGCUGAAGACGUUUUCAACCUGGAUUCUAGCACUGAGGAAAAAUUUAGCCGCCAUUUGAUAUUUCAGCUCCAUGACGUGGCCUUUAAAGAUAACAUUCAUGUUGGUAAUUUUGUCAGAAAAAUUUUGCAGCCCGCUCUUCACUUAAUUGCCAAAAAUGAUGAUGAUAGGAUUUCAGAGACAUUGGACCAUGAAUUUCCCCAAUUUUCUGAAGCACCAUUAAAACAAGGAAUUUCCCUUAACAAAAUGUCCACAGAUAAGGAGAAAGAAGAGAGCUGGACAUUGAAUUCAGAGAAACUGGAGAAGUUGGGGCCAGCUAAGCCAAGUGAUCCUGAUCUUUCAUUUUUAAUUGUGAAGAAUAACAUGGGAGAAAAGCAUCUUUUUGUGGAUCUAGGAGUAUAUACAAGAAACAGAAACUUUCGGCUGUAUAAAUCAUCAAAAAUAGGAAAGUGUGUGGCUUUGGAGGUUGCUGAAGACAACAGAUUUUUUCCUAAACGGCCAAAAAAUGUUUCUACAGAAAACCAGUAUUUCCUCUCUUCCUUGGUCAGCAAUGUCAGAUUCUCAGAUACUUUAAGAAUUCUUACAUGUGAUACAUUCCAGAAUAAAGGAAAGAGAAGUGGGUAUCUUAACAGUACCAACAAUUCAGGAGAAACACUUGAAGGUUUUCAGUACUCGCCCUACCCUGAAGUUGAUCGGUUUGUUCUUUCUUUGGUGAAUAGAAAUGAUGUGGAAGGAGGAAUUCGGCGUUGGAACUACUUUUUCCCAGAAGAAUUACUAGUCUACGACAUUUGCAAGUAUCGCUGGUGUGAAAACAUUGGCAGAGCCCACAGGAGUAAUAAUAUCAUGAUUCUAGUUGAUCUGAAAAAUGAAGUUUGGUAUCAAAAAUGUCAUGACCCUGUAUGUAAAGCAGUUAACUUCAAAUCUGACUGUUUUCCAUUGCCUGCUGAAGUCAGUCUCCGGUUCUUUCUCAAAGAAGAAGAAGAGGUUAUAGCAGAUGACAUGGGCAACAAGAAACCCAUGAAUCCUCCUGAGGCGCCACCCUGCAAGCCAUCACCAGGUGCAUCUUUUGAUGCUGACUGGGACAGUGGCAGUGAUGAUGCUUGCUUGUUACAAGUGGCUGAAGAUGCUGAACUAGCUGAUGUUGCAGAGAACAGUCUUCUCAGUUACAACAGUACAGAGGACGAAAUUCCUGAUGAACUAAUUAUAGAAGUCUUACAAGAGUAGCUAACUGCACACAAUACUUCUACAACCAGACUGUCAUUUGCCUGAAGACUGUGACUUGUAAUAACAAUCAAUUAGGGCUGGCUGGGGUUUGAGCUCAGUGGUAUAGAACUUGCUGAGCAUGUACAAGGCCCUGGGUUCAAUCCCUAGAACUGAAAAAAGAAUGGUGUUAACUUAUUAUUAAACCUGAUUAUAUCAACA
This is a messenger RNA of Dipodomys ordii (Ord's kangaroo rat), 2053 nucleotides long. RefSeq names its product primase and polymerase (DNA-directed) (gene Primpol). The transcript is spliced from 13 exons. The record is from RefSeq and is a predicted model, not a curated record. Gene Ontology annotation, cellular component: mitochondrial matrix; nucleus. Gene Ontology annotation, molecular function: chromatin binding; DNA-directed DNA polymerase activity. The coding region runs from base 182 to 1855 and encodes 557 amino acids. Lineage: Eukaryota; Metazoa; Chordata; Mammalia; Rodentia; Heteromyidae. Gene Ontology annotation, biological process: replication fork processing; DNA replication, synthesis of primer; error-prone translesion synthesis.